AUGUAUCUACUGUUUUCAUAUGAAGAAGCAUCUAGAGCAAAGCAUGGAAGAGCAAAAGCGCGGCAUGGAUGUGGCUGCGCCGCUGCAGUUACAGUCCCUCCUACGGGGACAAGUGAGAGCAACAGGAUUUCCAUCAUCAUUUCCCCAAGGGCUGCAAGCUCCAAGGUCAUGCCAUUUGAGUUGCUCAAUGCCGGCAGUGUCAGCUCACAUCCACAUGAUGAUCCUGCCGAAUCCUCUGAUGCUCAUGCAACUCAUUAUCGCCUAUGGAAUCAAGGCUUACCGAAGAUAAAAGCAGUUCCUCUCAUCAAGAAGGUGAUUGCUGAGUUCCUUGGCACAUUCAUACUGAUCUUCACUGUGCUUUCCACCAUAGUCAUGAAUGAGCAGCAUGACGGAGUUGAGAGCCUGCUCGGCAUCGCAACAUCUGCAGGUUUAGCCGUCACGGUUCUAGUACUGUCCCUCAUACACAUAUCCGGAUGCCACCUGAACCCGGCAGUUAGCAUCGCCAUGACCGUGUUUGGCCACCUCCCACUUGCUCACCUCCUACCUUACAUGACUGCACAAAUUCUGGGCUCCAUUGCUGCUUCCUUCAGUGUCAAGGGCAUCUAUCAUCCAGUGAACCCUGGGAUUGCCACCAUUCCAAAGGUUGGCACUACUGAAGCUUUCUUCCUUGAGUUCAUCACGACAUUCAUGCUUCUGUUCAUCAUCACCGCUCUCGCCACCGACCCCCAUGCUGUGAAAGAACUGAUAGCAGUGGCAGUUGGGGCAACAAUCAUGAUGAAUGCUCUUGUAGCAGGGCCAUCAACAGGAGCAUCAAUGAAUCCUGCACGUACGAUUGGUCCGGCAGUUGCAACAGGAAGGUACACCCAGAUUUGGAUAUACAUGGUGGCAACACCGAUGGGCGCUAUAGCUGGAACUGGAGCUUAUAUUACAAUUAAGCUGUAG
Panicum virgatum (switchgrass) is the source of this 942-nucleotide messenger RNA. RefSeq names its product aquaporin NIP3-2-like. Gene Ontology annotation, cellular component: membrane. The transcript is spliced from 5 exons. NCBI's taxonomy places the organism in Eukaryota, Viridiplantae, Streptophyta, Magnoliopsida, Poales, Poaceae. Gene Ontology annotation, biological process: transmembrane transport. The record is from RefSeq and is a predicted model, not a curated record. Bases 1 to 942 code for a protein of 313 amino acids. Gene Ontology annotation, molecular function: channel activity.